UCGUGCGACCAGUGCCUUUAGUUAUCAAUCAUGCGUCUCACCGAUACGCAGCAUAAUAAGCGAUUACCCCCUCCUCCCCCGUACAAGUUCAGGGAGAUGCUUCCCAUGGUGCUCAAAGACAAAGUGUCGGGCAAAGGAGGAAAACAACAUGACGUUGCUUGCAUGCCCGAGAUGAUGACUCUAUUCAGCUGCUUGGCGGAGAAAAACUACGAUUCCCAGAACUGCGGCAAGGAGACGGCAGCCUUUCAGAAGUGCUACGACGCUCACAGGGCGAAGAAGGCGCAAUACAAAGCUACUGGCUCCCAAGGCAUCUUGGUUCCGGGUAUGAAGGCGUCCCAACUGACACCGCAGCAAGCAAAUACGCUACUCAAAAUGUACCCAGUUACGAAAAUUAUGAGAAAGAUCAAAUAUUGAAAUGUACCUGUAUAAUAUGCAUAAGUGGUAAAUGAAUAGUGAAUAAGAUGUUGAUUACCUGCGUA
Messenger RNA from Ornithodoros turicata, 479 nucleotides. RefSeq lists its product as uncharacterized. Gene Ontology annotation, molecular function: RNA binding. Gene Ontology annotation, cellular component: mitochondrial ribosome; nucleoplasm; mitochondrion. The record is from RefSeq and is a predicted model, not a curated record. The coding region runs from base 31 to 414 and encodes 127 amino acids. Gene Ontology annotation, biological process: mitochondrial translation. The transcript is spliced from 3 exons. NCBI's taxonomy places the organism in Eukaryota, Metazoa, Arthropoda, Arachnida, Ixodida, Argasidae.